UGAUUUGUUUAAUGUUAGUUGAAUUGGAUCUAUAUCUCUUCUUUAGAUCUCCUCCAUUUAAUAAGGGCUUUCUUUCCCCAUAUCUCACACUUCUCUUUUCUUUUCUAAGCAACAAUGUCAAUGUCAAUGUCAAUGUCGUCUCCUUGACUUCAGUUUCACACUAUCCACCCUCCUCUUCUUCUUCACGUUCUGUUAUGGAGUCUCCAACCAUAUCUUAUUAGAUUCUUUCAAGUAGCGUUCCCUCAACUCUCUGAUCAUAGCUUUCUAAAUAAAGUCUCUGGCCUUCCUUUGCUUUUACCCGUCCAUGGAUCCGACUUCAAGAUCCGACCCGCGCCGCCGAUUUUUGGGGGUUUGAGCUUCCCGACGUUUCCGUAUCUCUCUGGGAGCCGAUGAAACGAUCCGUUAGGCCUCUCUUUAGUGCUCUCCUCUUCGCCUUCUUCGCCGCCACGCUCAUUUGCAGGGUGGCGAUUCGCCGGAGUAGCUUCUCCUUCGCUUCCGCCAUCGCCGAGCUCGGUAACUCCGGACUCAUGGCUGAAGAGAUUGUAUUCAACGAGACGUUGCUCGAAUUCGCCGCCAUUGAUCUCGGCGAACCCAAGUUCAAGCAAGAGGUCGAUCUGAUUUCAGAUUACGACAACACUCGGAGAAGCCAUCGCCGCCAUUUCAGCUCCAUGUCAAGACCGAGCGAACAACAACAUCGCCAUGGGAGCAGAGACAUUGCUUCCAAAUUUCCGGUAAGGCUUCGUUCCCCUCAGGUUUACCGUUACUGGUCAGAGUUCAAGAGAAAUCUACACCUUUGGGCUCGUAGAAGAGCUUAUGAACCUAAAAUCAUGUUAGAUUUGAUCAGAUUAGUCAAGAAUCCGAUUGAUUCCCACAAUGGUGCUGUUUCGGUUUCGAGUAAAAGAUACUCAUCCUGUGCAGUGGUUGGGAAUAGCGGCACAUUGCUGAAUAGCCAAUACGGAGAUCUCAUUGAUAAGCAUGAGAUUGUAAUUCGGUUGAACAAUGCGAAAACAGAGAGGUUUGAGAAGAAGGUCGGAUCGAAAACGAGUAUAUCUUUCAUAAAUAGUAACAUUUUGCAUCAGUGUGGGAGAAGGGAGAGUUGUUAUUGUCAUCCGUAUGGAGAAACAGUGCCUAUUGUGAUGUACAUUUGCCAACCGAUUCACGUUUUGGAUUAUACUGUUUGCAAACCCUCGCAUCGAGCUCCUCUGAUCAUCACUGAUCCGAGAUUCGAUGUCCUGUGUGCUAGAAUAGUGAAGUAUUACUCGGUCAAGAAGUUCUUGGAAGAGAAGAAAGCAGAAGGGUUUGUAGAUUGGAGUAAAGGUCAUGAAGGCUCGUUGUUUCACUACUCGUCUGGUAUGCAGGCUGUGAUGCUUGCCGUGGGAGUUUGUGAGAAAGUUAGCCUUUUCGGGUUUGGGAAGUUGAAUUCAACCAAGCACCAUUACCAUACUAAUCAGAAAGCAGAGCUAAAGCUUCAUGACUAUGAAGCAGAGUAUAGAUUGUACCGCGACCUGGAGAACAAUCCCAGGGCUAUUCCAUUCUUGCCUAAAGAAUUCAAGAUCCCUUUGUUACAUGUUUUCCAUUGAAUAUACAUAUAUACCAUCAAGAGUUUUGUCAGAGAGUUGUUAUUGUUUCAAGCGAAGAAGCUUGUUGGCUAGAGUUUGCACUGUCGUUUUGUCCAAGUCCCAAAGAUUUUGCUAACACUUUCCCAAAUGGUAAGAGUGAGUGCUCUUUACAAUUUUUAUAAAAUUUUGUGGUGUCACACAUUGAUAUAUAUAUAUAUAGUAAAUUUUGACGAUU
Molecule: messenger RNA, 1794 nt
Organism: Capsella rubella
Lineage: Eukaryota; Viridiplantae; Streptophyta; Magnoliopsida; Brassicales; Brassicaceae
Product: beta-1,6-galactosyltransferase GALT29A
Exons: 1
Coding region: 390-1580 (396 amino acids)
Molecular function (GO): sialyltransferase activity
Source: RefSeq, a predicted model, not a curated record